Messenger RNA from Papaver somniferum (opium poppy), 3218 nucleotides. RefSeq names its product probable transcriptional regulator SLK2. NCBI's taxonomy places the organism in Eukaryota, Viridiplantae, Streptophyta, Magnoliopsida, Ranunculales, Papaveraceae. Gene Ontology annotation, molecular function: protein dimerization activity. Gene Ontology annotation, biological process: negative regulation of transcription by RNA polymerase II; positive regulation of transcription by RNA polymerase II. The record is from RefSeq and is a predicted model, not a curated record. The transcript is spliced from 10 exons. The coding region runs from base 1 to 2880 and encodes 959 amino acids. Gene Ontology annotation, cellular component: transcription regulator complex; nucleus.
AUGAGUUCCGAUAUUAAUGGGCAUGAUUUAUAUGCGGAAUUGAAAGUUUUAAAAAGUUAUAUGCCUGCCGACACCGGUAAAGCAAUUGAAGUAUUGAAUUUCUUAAAAGAUAUGGAAGGUUGCUAUCCGAAUGCAUUUAUAGCGUACCGAAUCUUAUUGACAAUUCCAGUUACAGUCGCCUCGGCCGAACGAAGUUUUUCGAAGUUGAAGUUAAUCAAGAAUUAUCUUCGGUCGACGAUGUCACAAGAAAAGUUGAAUGGGUUAUCAAUGUUAUCUAUUGAGAUUGAGAUAUUGCGGGUUUUAGUGCUGGCACUGGAGAGCUACUUGGAAACCAGUCACCAGGGGACGGUGCCCCCUGCGGCACCGUCUAGGGUGGCUGGGGGGCCAACAAACUCCACUUCGAGUUCUGGUAUUUUUUAUCAAGGAGACGGGCAAGGGCAACAGCAUCAAUCAAUAGUGAAGGGACAGUUAAAUUCAUCUUUUGGGAACUCUUCGUGUUCGGGAGCUGGGCGUGGUACAACUUUGUGUUCAGUUUCUGGGGAUAUGAACCGUACAGCGAACUCAGGACCAAGUGUUGGGGCGAGUUCGUUAGUUACAGACGCUAAUUCUACUCACUCUGGAGGACCUCGUCUUCAGAGAAGUGCCAGCAUAAAUACAGAGUCGUAUAUGAGGUUACCUGCCUCACCAUUGUCAUUUUCGUCUAAUAAUAUUAGCAUUUCGGGUUCUUCAGUGAUGGAUGCUUCUUCGGUUCAUCAAAACUCUCAUCAAGAUCAGAACUCCCAGCAAGUGCAGCAAAGGCAGCAUGGGGGUUCUAGUGCUACAUCUCAACCAUCAUCGCGACCCAACCAUAUUCCUCAAAUGCUUGGCCCUUUGGGUCAGGAGCCAAAUAACUACUCACAAAUGAAUAAGAAGCCUAGGCUUGGGAUUGGGAUCAAGCAAGAAGAUAUUUAUCCGCAGUUGCAAACCUUACUUCAACAGCAGAGGAUCAUGCAGCAGCGGCAACAACAGCCACAACAUAUACUGCAGUCUCUGCCUCAGAUUCAGAGGGCCCAGAUGCAGCAGCAGUUGCAGCAGCAACAGUUAAGGCAACAAGUGCAACAGGGUAUACAGCCACUUUCUGGAGUAAAACGCCCCUAUGAGAGUGGUGUAUGUGCUCGCCGGCUGAUGCAGUACAUAUAUCAUCAACGCCAUCGACCCCCUGAAAACACUAUUAUCUAUUGGAGAAAAUUUGUAGCGGAGUAUUUUGCUCCACGUGCCACCAGAAGGUGGUGUUUGUCAAUGUAUGAUAAUGUUGGAGUUCAUGCAUUGGGUGUUUUCCCCCAGGAAGCUAUGGAUGCAUGGCAAUGUGACAUUUGUGGUUGCAGAUCAGGAAGGGGGUUUGAGGCGACUGUGGAAGUAUUCCCCAGACUGAAUCAGAUCGAGUUUGAUAGUGGUGUGGUCGACGAGCUCUUAUUUGUAGACAUGCCACGGGAAUGUAGGUUUCCCUCAGGUAUAAUGAUGCUGGAAUAUGGAAAAGCAGUCCAGGAGAGUGUUUAUCAACAAUUUCGUGUUGUUCGUGAGGGCCAACUUCGUAUAAUAUUCACCCCUGAUUUGAAGAUAUUGAAAUGGGAGUUCUGUGCUAGGCGCCAUGAAGAACUGUUGUCUCGUAGACUGCUAGCGCCACAGGUGAAUCAAUUGGUUCAGGCAGCCCAAAAGUAUCAAAGUGCUGUCAGCGAAAGUGGAUCUACAGGUCUCUCACCUGAGGAUUUGCAUAGUCACUGCAAUGCUUUCACGGGGGCCUGGCGUCAGCUAGGAAAAGUUAUGGAGUUGCAGUCACUGAAUGACUUGGGAUUUUCAAAGAGAUAUGUUCGAUGCUUGCAGAUAUCAGAAGUCGUCAGUAGCAUGAAAGAUUUGAUAGAAUUCAGCCGUGAUAACAAGAUUGGACCUAUUGAUAGUUUAAAGAAUUAUCCUCGACAGACAACUGCUGCCAAAUAUCAGAUUCAAAAGAUGCAGGAAAUGGAGCAGCUGGCUACUGCUCAGGGUUUGCCAACGGACGCAAACACUCUGAACAAACUGUUGGCUAUGCAGUCUGGUGGCUUGAACAACCACAUGAACAAUGGAAACAAUAACCACAUGGUUGGAAACGGGAUUAUGAAUAGUCCAGCUCAAUCAGCAAUUGGAUUGAAUAAUUACCAAAAUUUGCUGAGACAGAGCUCAAUGAAUUCAAAUCGUAACACAUUCCAACAAGAAGCUUCUUGUUCUUCUGGCAUGUCAAACCAGGCGCAGCAGUCUGUGAUGUUUCAAGGUGCAGGUUCUUCACUUCAAGGAUCUCUUCAGAAUGGUCAAGCGAACAAUAUGCCAAGUCCUUUACAUAUGCAGAACCAUCUACAACAACAGCAGCAUCAGCGACAGAAUACAAAUAACCUGGUUCAACAGAGCAGCCCACAAUCCUCUUCUCAAGGAAAAUUAAGUGAGCAAAUGAUCCAGCAAUUGCUGGCAGAUAUGAUGAAUAACAAUGAUGUAAAGGUCCAGCAGCCUCCACAGCCGCAGAACUCCUCUGGUUUGGAUAAUGCAAAUGGAACAACUAUGAAUGAGCAUGCUUUAGAUGGUGUAAAUGGAAUAAAUGGUCCCACCGUAAGCGGUUCAGGUGCAGUUAAAGCUGGAAGUACAUGUUCUGUUGGAAAUCCAGUAGGGGGAUUUGGAAACAAUGCAGCCCCCUCAAGUGGUCGCAGUAUGGGUAGAAGUGAUAGUUUCAAAGGAACUGCCAACAGCAACAAUGGUCCCAUGGUCAGUGGUGGUGGUGCAAACAGCUUUGAGAAAAAAGUCUCUGAUAGUCAUUUAGAUUUUCCUGAUAUGAUCCAGGACAUAUCUAGUGAGUUUCCGAACUGUUGGGAUGACUAAUCUCAGGUUGUGCUAUCUAUAUUUGGCUGUUUUUAAGACGGCCUUCUUUUUUAUAAGGAUGACUUCAAAGAGAGAAGAAUUCUCACUGUACAGAACCCUUUCUAAACAGGCAGCCAGUAAUAGUUCAUCUGAGAAGCCUUCGACUAAUGUAUGCUGAGAACAGCUCUCUAUGGUUAAAAGUGUCGUUGUGUUGGGUAUGUUUAUUAGGGGAUUGGCAGUUUUGCAGUUGCGCCAUUUUCUAUUGGUCUUUCUUUAAGUGUAACCCUAGUUGCAAUUGACUCUGAUCAAACAUGUUUAAUCCAAGAAAUUUAAAGUAUAAUCUGUUACUGCCAAUGCAA